CUGCCACAAGUAGCGACCAUCUUCAUAUUGACGACAUGCUGUAAGCGACAAGUUGUCGCCUUCGUUAGGAUGCUUAAACCACUUCGUGGCAGCAUCGCAAAUGGGAACUCGACUGCUUUCGUGAGACUUGCGCGCCACAGGUGCCGAACCCACCUUCGGCCUGUACGAUGGCAGUCAUCCGUCGCAGUCGCUGCAGACGACACUGAUGCCCUGAGUAAAGGGCUUUCCCGACCUUCGACGGCACGCUUCAACGAAAUAGGAGUUCAGCAGCUCAGCCAGCAUGUCUUCAACCAGGUCUUUCCCCUAGGCCCUGAUCCGCCUCCAAAGCACCUCGUGGAACUUGCUCGAGACCACCUCCUGCGUCAUGAUUUGCUAGGAAAGAACACGGAUACUAGCGAACCCAUAUCCUUCGAUCUCCCCCCGCUGCAUGGAAAAACACUCGACGAGCAUUUCCACAAGCUCGGAGUAGAUGCGGCUGAACCUUACUUGACCUACGCCAAACAGUUUGCCCGCGCAAACACCCCGCCGAAACCUCGAAAAUGGGUGCGCCGGAGUGGAUGGACGAAAUACCAUCCCGAUGGCAAGACUGAGGCGGUUGAUGCGCCGGACGAGACCCUCCUCACCUUCGACACAGAAGUUUUGUGGAAGGAGAGCCCCUUUGCCAUUAUGGCAUGUGCUGUUGGGCCCAAUGCCUGGUACGCAUGGCUGUCGCCUUGGCUACUGGGCGAAUCCGAAAGCGACCGUCAUCUCAUCCCACUGGGCGACCCGUCGAAGGAUAGAAUCAUUGUGGGCCACAAUAUUGGCUAUGAUCGCGCACGGAUACUUGAGGAGUACAGUCUUACUCAAACCCGGAAUGCCUUCCUCGAUACCAUGUCGCUGCACGUAGCAGUUAACGGAAUGUGUUCCCGCCAAAGGCCAACCUGGAUGAAGCACAAAAAGAGCCGGGAACUGCGGGAUAAAAUAGCCAAGGAGACUGACAACGUAGAGCUCGCUGGGCUGCUCAACAGCAAUGCUCUCGGCCAGGAAGAAGAAGAGCUUUGGGUGGACAGGAGCUCGGUAAAUUCUCUCAGGGACGUCGCCAAGUUUCAUCUCAACAUAUCUAUCGACAAGGCUAUCAGGGACGAUUUCAGUGUGCUCGACAGAGACGGGGUCAUGGCCAAGCUCGAGGAACUGCUGGACUACUGUGCGGCCGACGUUGCCGUGACGCACCGUGUCUAUUCGAUUGUCUUCCCCAAUUUCCUCGAAGUUUGCCCCCAUCCUGUCAGUUUCGCGGCGCUACGACACCUCUCCUCGGUUGUACUUCCGGUCAACGAGAGCUGGGACUCUUAUAUUGCCAACGCAGAGGCGACGUAUCAAAAGCUGUCGGAAGCGGUGCAGGAGAGACUGAUCGCUUUGACCGAGAAAGCACUAGAGAUCAAGGACGACCCGGACAAGUGGAGUUCCGAUCCCUGGCUCAGCCAGCUGGAUUGGUCAGGACAGGAAAUCAAAAUGGUCAAGGGGAAAAAGAAGGGGGAUCCUCCAAGGCCUGCUGCCCGGCAAAAAAAGCCAGGCAUGCCGCAGUGGUACAAAGAUCUAUUCGUCAAAAACGACGCACCGAUUGGCAUCACUGUCAGGACAAGAAUCGCACCGCUUCUAUUACGUCUAGCGUGGGACGGACAUCCUCUCAUAUGGUCUGACAAAUACGCCUGGACGUUUAGGGUGGAGAGGAAGGACAGGGAAAAGUACGUCAAUAGGCAGAUGGUCGAGUGCGACAUGAGCGAUGAGACGAACGAAAAGCUCCGAACGGAUGGAGGAAUCUACUUCAAGCUGCCGCACAAGGACGGUCCUCUGGCUCGAUGUGCCAAUCCAAUGGCCAAGGGGUAUCUAGGCUACUUCGAGAGUGGUCUACUCUCGUCCGAGUAUUCGUACGCCAAAGAGGCCCUCGAGAUGAACGCAUCUUGUUCGUACUGGAUCAGUGCCCGAGACCGCAUUAUGUCUCAACUGGUUGUGUAUGAGGACGAGCUUUCGGCUCCUACGGUUUCUGUUAGCACCAAAAAGAGCAAGAACACGAAGCGCACGCCGGAAUCAGAGACCAAGUCUGGAUUUAUCCUCCCACAGCUCAUACCCAUGGGGACAAUUACUCGGAGGGCGGUAGAGAAUACUUGGCUCACUGCUAGCAACGCCAAGAAGAACCGAGUCGGUUCAGAGCUCAAGGCGAUGGUCAAGGCACCUCCAGGGUAUUCCUUUGUUGGUGCCGAUGUGGACUCGGAGGAGUUGUGGAUCGCCAGUGUGGUUGGCGAUGCCACUUUCAAGAUCCAUGGGGGUAAUGCGAUAGGGUUUAUGACACUGGAAGGAACAAAAGCGGCCGGUACGGAUCUGCACUCGAGGACAGCCAGUAUCUUGGGGAUUACAAGGAACGACGCCAAAGUAUUCAACUACGGCCGCAUCUACGGGGCCGGGUUGAAGUUCGCCGGGCAGCUGCUCAGGCAGUUCAACCCUAAUCUUUCGGACAAGGAAACCAUGGAGACUGCCUCGAAGCUGUAUGCGGCCACCAAGGGCGCAAAGACAAACAGGAAAGCCCUGUACAAGAGGCCAUUCUGGCGAGGCGGCACAGAAUCAUUUGUCUUCAACAAGCUGGAAGAGUUUGCCGAGCAGGAGAGGCCACGGACACCUGUCCUAGGAGCCGGCAUCACAGAAGCCUUGAUGAGUCGGUUCAUGUCCAAGGGCGGGUACUUGACUUCACGCAUCAACUGGGCGAUUCAGUCCUCUGGUGUUGAUUACCUGCACCUUCUCAUUGUUUCCAUGGACUACCUCAUAAGAAGGUUCAACAUCGAUGCAAGGCUCGCCAUAACAGUGCAUGACGAGAUUCGCUACUUGGUCAAGGAUCAUGACAAGUAUCGUGCCGCCAUGGCGCUACAGGUUGCCAACCUCUGGACGCGAGCCAUGUUUGCCGAGCAAGUUGGGAUUCGCGAUUUGCCUCAGUCAGCGGCGUACUUUUCUGCCGUUGACAUUGACCAUGUCUUGCGCAAAGAGGUCGAUAUGGACUGCGUUACACCCAGCCACUCCACCCCGAUUCCCCACGGCGAGAGCCUCGACAUCAAGACGCUACUGGAAAAGGGCGACAAGGCGUUCCUAGAUCCGGCCAUAGUCCCGAGGGCACACGCGCCCAACUUUGACGGUAUUGAAUACACGCCGCGGAAGUCGGUCAUGGAAACCCUGCGUGAGACGGACCCAAGCACAGCAGACAUAUCGUUCAUCAAGGCUCAGAUCACGGCUAAGGACGAGGAGUUAAAGGAAAUUCUCGCACAAAAGCGGUCGGAGUCAGCCACGCCAAAGAAUUCCAGGACGAAACAGACCAUGAAGCCGUAUCACUCUCAGGCGCAGUUGAUGGAGGAGCCGUUAUCCGUGACGGACGCGCUUGGUGCGAGGUUCGUCAACGGUCCGUCGUUUGCAGCAAAGGGGAAGUGGGGUUGGGAGAGGUUUAACGGCCCGAGGGCUGGAGGGCCUAGUCGAGCGCCCACACGCCUCGGCUGA
Molecule: messenger RNA, 3513 nt
Organism: Pyricularia pennisetigena
Lineage: Eukaryota; Fungi; Ascomycota; Sordariomycetes; Magnaporthales; Pyriculariaceae
Exons: 2
Biological process (GO): mitochondrial DNA replication
Cellular component (GO): gamma DNA polymerase complex; mitochondrion
Molecular function (GO): 3'-5' exonuclease activity; DNA-directed DNA polymerase activity; DNA binding
Source: RefSeq, a predicted model, not a curated record